AUGACGUAUUUGGUAAACAGGCCGUCGACUUGGGCGUUGAAUGCGGCUGUGAGACCCGUCGUGCCCGGUUGGAUAAGUGUCGGUGAUGUUGGGUUGACCCGAGGCGAUGUCGUAGAAGAUGAUAGGGUUGGAGGAGAUCAUAGUGCUUCAAAUAAUGGUAGUGUAGAAGUAGCUUCGGGUCGAGGAGAGAACAAGAAUUUAAAAGAUCGCGGAUUAGAGCUCGAUUUUGUAUUCACAGAUUUUAAAAUGAAUAAAUUUUUAUCGUGUAAGCAAGCUCUGGACGUUCUAUCAACUCACACAAAAUUGUCAAAAUUACCUGAUCAAAUAACGGGAAAUACGGUGUAUGUUUUAGGGUUAAGUACUGGCACGCAAGACCAAUGGAAAUAUGAUAAUUACAAAUGGACUUCAUCUUGUGUUCGAGAUCUUAAUUUAAAUAAAGUUGCACAGUUUCAUUCAACUCAUUUUGUUAGUGAAGAUGAUUCAAAUGAAAAUUUACCAUGUGAAGAAAAAUUUAGGAAAAAAGUAUAUAUUCUAAUUGAAGAUCAAUUAACAGUCAUUGUGCAUUAUUUAGGUGAUGAAACAAAGGGGUUACGAGCAACACACACACCAAGAUCAAUUCUCAAUAAAAUUGAUGAACGUGUUAAAAAUCAGACUCCAUCUAACGUUUAUCGUGAAAUGAUAUGCUCAGAGGAAGGUGCAUUAACAGUCAAAAAUAAACGACAAAUUCGAUACCGUCGACAAAAAAUAUUAAAUGAACUGAAAUUGACCCAUGAUGAUAUAUAUGCUUGUUACAGUAUUGGUAUUAAUUAUCCAGAAUUUGUUCGAAUGAUGAUUUUGUUACCACGUAUUGUAAUAAUUUGUGCACAUCAGGCAGCAAUAGAUUCAUUCAAUUCAUUAUUGAAAAUAACGACAACGCACAUUGUAAUAUCAUACGAUACUACUUUCAAUCUUGUAGAUGGCUAUGUUAGUUCGCUGAUAUAUCACCACGACGGUUUUAUUCAGCAACCAUCUAUAGUUUUGGCAUAUAUGAUACACGAUGUUAAACAAGAGCAAAGCCAUCUACAUUUCUGUCGUGUUAUUAAUGACUUAUGUCCACAAUUACAUUCAAAAUGCUUAUUAAUAUCAGACAACGAAAAAAGUUUUAAAAAUGCAUUUCAAAAAGUGUUCCCAGAUUUGAUUCAAAUGCGUUGCCAUAAUCAUCUUUAUCGUAAUAUUUAUCGACGUACAUUGAAAUAUCGAAAAGCGGAUAAUAAUGCAAGUGCACCAAAGAAUCUUGGUGAAGACGAUGAACAAGCACAAACAAUGCGAACUGCACAACAGCAACCUCCGACAACAGGAAAUAAUCAAAGUAAUGUAUUCAAUGAUAUAUUCAAUGGUGUAUUCAAUAACAACCAAGAACAUAAUGACCAACGUCUAGACGAAUAUGACAGUAAUGUUAUUGAUAAUUAUAAAUUUGAUCUUGAAAUUGCUGAAUUAGUUGACGGUGUUCAUCAUUAUAUCGUCAUGGAACAUGAUUAUUGUGGUUCGACUGUUCAACAUCAACUAUCGUCACCAAACCAAGAAAACACAUCAGAAGAAAACAUCACAGCGACAGAUAUAAUUCUUGUACCCGAAACCAGAAAAGAAACGGCACGUGAAUAUAAACUGAAGCCAACGUUCGAUAAAUUAAUGGUUGAAAAAUCAUUAUUAACCUUUCUUGAUACCUAUGAUCCACGUGAGCUAAUUAAAAAAAUUAAAAACUUGAACAUCGAAAACAAUGAUUUAACAUUAUCCGAAGAUGAUGAAGAUGGUAUAUUACCAGCACCACAUAGAGAAGAACGGAAACCGUUGUCACAGCUUGAAUUGUCACAAGCAUUAAUUCAUGACGAUUCUGUAACUUAUCUUCGAAAAAAGGCAGUGAAAACAGAAAUGAGAAUACCAGUUACACAACAAGAAAUCAAACUGAAUUGCUCUUUGUUACGAAAAUCCACCAAAGCCGAAGCUGGUAUCAAAAAAACUGGUACAAAACAGCCAUCAGUAUGGGAUACUGAAAAACAGAAUAAAGCGUCUAAUGAUUCAAUCAGCAAAUUAUCGAAAAAAUUGGUGAAACAGACAACGGCAUCUUCACAGAAAAAUGUUCGUAGACGAGCAAUGGCAAAUAUUGAGAAUUUAUUAAACGAAACGUUGGAAAGUGAAUAA
This is a messenger RNA of Didymodactylos carnosus, 2178 nucleotides long. The record is from the annotation of a GenBank genome assembly. Lineage: Eukaryota; Metazoa; Rotifera; Eurotatoria; Philodinida; Philodinidae.